AUGAAUGACACGGAUUUCAACAGGCCCGUCGCCGUAAUAACAGGGGCCGCCGGCAGCCUAGGACGAGCCAUGGCCCAAGAGUUCGCCCUCGAAGGCCGUUCCCUCAUCCUAUGCGACCUCAAAUCCGUCGACGCGGCGAUGCACUCCGUCCGGAACCUCCUGUCCACCCGCUCCAUCACAGCCGUGACGGGCGACAUCACGCGCGCCGGCUUCCCCGCCCAGAUCAAGGCCGCGCUCGGCGGGCGCAAGAUAUCAGCCCUCGUCCACGCCGCGGGCGUCUCCCCGGCCGUCAAGGACGGCAGGCGCAUCUUCGACGUCAACUUCACCGCCGCCCGGCUCCUGGUCGACGCGCUCGCGCCCGAGAUGCAGCAGCCCGGCGGCGUCGUGAUACUCGUCGCCUCGGUGGGGGCCAAGCUGGUGCAGAACUCGGCGGUGGACCUCGCUGUGAAGAGGCACCUCAAGGGGGCGCGGUCUCCGACGCUGUGGGCGCUCAAGCGGUGGCCGUACACCGCGUACUCGGUGUCUAAGCGCUGCAUGCAGCUUUAUGCCAGGAAGAUGGCGCGGCAUCUGGCUCAGCCCUCUGCGACCGGCCCCGGGGGUGUUCGCAUAGUCACCGUGUCGCCGGGGGUGAUUGACACGGACAUGACUCUCCACUAUGCAUCUCGCCCGAAUAUAUCUACCUUCGUGGGGUCGGGUCCCAUGGAACGAAUGGGGAGGCCGGAAGAAGUUGUCCCCGUGAUCAAGUUCUUGGCCUCGGAAGGCGCAAGCUACAUUACCGGGGUGGACAUUUUGGUCGACGGUGGCAUUGUUGCAUCAAGGAGGCGGGUUUUGAAGAAUACAGCCAAGGUUGUGAUGAAGGAGAGGCGUGAGAAGAAGAAGGCAUUGAAGAAGUUUGAAAAGGAGGAAAAAUUAAGGAGGUUGGAUACCAAAGGCAAGGCGAAGGAGCCUCCAGUCUACAAGGAGAUUGAGGAGUGA
Messenger RNA from Diaporthe citri, 975 nucleotides. RefSeq lists its product as uncharacterized. Gene Ontology annotation, molecular function: oxidoreductase activity, acting on NAD(P)H, oxygen as acceptor. The record is from RefSeq and is a predicted model, not a curated record. Gene Ontology annotation, cellular component: intracellular anatomical structure. The coding region runs from base 1 to 975 and encodes 324 amino acids. The transcript has a single exon. Lineage: Eukaryota; Fungi; Ascomycota; Sordariomycetes; Diaporthales; Diaporthaceae.